Molecule: messenger RNA, 14776 nt
Organism: Loxodonta africana (African savanna elephant)
Lineage: Eukaryota; Metazoa; Chordata; Mammalia; Proboscidea; Elephantidae
Gene: MYO15A
Product: myosin XVA
Exons: 65
Coding region: 4132-14610 (3492 amino acids)
Cellular component (GO): myosin complex; cytoskeleton
Molecular function (GO): cytoskeletal motor activity; ATP binding; protein binding
Source: RefSeq, a predicted model, not a curated record
UCCAUUAGCGGCAUGCAGGCGGCGAGCAGGCCACGGGAGCCAGGUAAGGGCAGCCUGGCCCUGGGCCCUUGGAGUCUUCCACUGGCCUACCUAGGUUGCAGGGGAGAAGAGGGAACAGUAAGGUGGCAGAGCUGGGGCCCUGCUCCUAACUCAUUGUGAGACCUCUGGGCAUCAGUUUCUUCAUCUAUAAAAUGGGCAUAAUGCCCAUGCAGUCCCCCUUUUGGGGACAGGGAUGUCAAGACAGGUAAGUGUUCAGUGGCUUAUCUCAACCCCUCUCCUGCCCCACUAAGCCUGGCUGGUGGAGAUCCUUAAGUGCAGACUUCUUUCCCAGGACCAGGACUGUCACUCCCACUUCCUGCCUUACAGGUAUGGCCUUGGGACCCAGGUGUUAGGCAAGUCCAGACCUCAGACUAGCUGGCUGGGAAACAGAAGAUCUAGUGCAGGGCAUCUGGCAUCCAAGGCCCUGGCCACAUGAGCCCCUUUCCUGGGCUAGGUUUGUGUGUCCUUGGAUUUCUGGAUCUGUGGUCAGCGUGUGAGAGAGUGGCACUGCCCAGGUCCCUGUGAGGCCAAGGUACAGGAGGAGGGGGGUGAGGCGGAGCCUCAGCGCUGGGGAAGUCCCCUAAGGGGGGCCAGGCCCCACCCCUCCAGGGCGAACUCAGGCUCAGGCUGUGCCCCACUGGCUCUUCUGGUCACUCACCCUCACUGGCUCCUUCUGGAGGGAGGUUCUGGCCUGGGUGAGUCAAAAGUCCCUUCCUGACCCAUCUGCCUGGCUGUCCUGUGAAGGCCAACAACACCCCCUCCUACCCAGGACUCCCCAGGAUUCAGGGCUGUGCUGAGCCCAGGCUGCAGACUGCCCCUCAGCAUCCCCCUCCCCUAUACCCCCAGACGAGGCCCCACCGGAGGCCUUGAUGGGCUUAAGGGGAAAGGAGCCAGGGGUGACCACCUGUCCCUGCGUUCGUUUGUUCCUUCUCCAUGUCCCUCAUCUCAGAAACCCUCAACUCAUUUGUCCUCUGAAAGAACCCAUGGGGCCCAGCCUCCCUACCCCCACCCCCACCCCGCUUCUGAGCCAGCGCUUUUGAGGAACACCCUCAACCCCCUCAGCAGCUCUUCCCACCUGCCUUGCCCCUUGAGUCCCACACUCCCCACACCUGCUAACCUUGCUGUGGCAGAGGCCCGGCUAGAAAACUCCAAACAACCCACCUCCACUUCACCCCCUUCUUCCAGGAUGGAGGAUAUCAUGGCCUGGCACCUCCUCGGGGCUGGGGCCUUCACAUCACAGGAGCGUCCACCGAGCUCUCUGCUGCUUGCUUUCUCCUGAGUGUCCUAUCCACUGACCAGCUUAAGUCUCUCGCUAAAAAAAACUAAAAGCCCAUGACCACCUCUGGGCACCUCCCUCCCCUUCAUGACUUAGCUCCCCGUGUCCACUCUCUCUGAGUCUACCUCACCUUCCUUCACCCAUCAACUCCAACAGACUACUCAGCACUCUUGCCAAGGCUUGUCCAUCUCUCCACCCCUGCUCUCUGUUGCUAACCUGGCAGCCAGCCGUUUCUAACUCAUACUUAUUUGCCUUAGCCAGCUCCACACUGCUGGUCUUGGCUCCUGAAAUGCUGCCCUCGCCUCCAGCUUCUUCUCUGUCUCUUUCCCACACAUGCUUAAAAGCAGGGCCCCUCAGACCUCAGUCACUGAUGUCCUGGCCUCCCUCUCACCAUCUGCUGAUCCCUCACAGCUGCCUGUCUGGUCCAGCCUCUCCUCCAAGUCCCAGACCUAAGGGUCUGAAACAAGAGAGCUUCGGGAGACUACUUCCUGAUAAGCGAUGUCGUGGGCACUGUGGAGUCUCAGCUUCCUUGUCUGUAAAAUGAGAGUGACAGCGGUACCCUCUUCCCAAGGUUGUGGAUAGUGCAAUGUGGCCUGGUAGUUGUGAACACAGGCCCCACGGUCAAGAAUGGGGUCUGUCGUGCCCUCACCGUGGGGUCUUCAGUGUGUGACCCAACCUCUCCAAGACAGAGCCCUUACCUGUAAAAUGGAAAUAACCAUCCCCGUCUUAGGUAUUGUGGAAUCCAGGGAGAUGGCACAGGGGAGCAUGUGGCACCAAGCCAGGCACACAGUGAACAGUCGGCAGUGUUGGUUAUUUUUAUUAUUUUCAAAACGCAGAUCUGGUCACAGCAUUUCUACCUGCUUCAAACCCUGCAGUGGCUCCCCAUCCCCUGAGGGACCAAACUCCCAUCCCAGCCUUCACAGCCUCCAUGGGCCAGUCCCCUGCUGGCCAGCCUGGCCGCUGCCCGCUCACGUGCCCUCACCACCCUAUUCUGACUGUACAACUUCCCUGUUAGGCCUCUCACCGCUUGAGCAAUGCACAUGCUGGUAGGAGCACUGUUCCCACUUCCAUAUGAUUAACACCCUCCCCUCUGCCAGGUCUCCCUCAUCCAUCAGGGAAAGCUUCCCUGGUAGCCCGGGCUGGCACCCUUGCCUUUGCAGCCCCUCACAGCAGUAGUUUUCCCAUCUCUCCCCUGUGACUUUGGGAGUGGGUCUGUUUCUCACCCCCUAGUGCCUAGCACAGUGCCUGGCACACAGUAAACACAAAUACUUGAGGAAUGAACAAAAGAGAGACUUGUUCCUAGGCACCCACUCUGCCCGCUGCAGAAGCUGGGGACCCUGAGUGGGAGGCAGGACCCUGAACCAGACAGAGAAGGGGCGGUCUGGAUGACCACUGGGGAGCACUGUCCCCAAGGCCUAGGCCCCAGAAACCAGGAGUAGUCACGCGGCAGGCCCUUGCUGCCAGAGACUGCUCCAGGUCACCUUACCAGAGCAGACAAGAAGGGGACUGUGACAACUCACCGGGAGUAAUAAUAACAGAAGGCCUGCCAGGCCAGUCCUGUGCUAUUUCUCCAUCUCACCCAUCCUCACAUCCACUGGCACAUGGAGGCUACAUGCCCCGCUGCGGGCCCCGUCCACAGUCCUGCAUCUGGGCAUCAGGGCAGAAAGAUGUGCCCAAUGGGAAGAUGCAGGCCCUUGUGGCUGGCAGUCACCUUCCAAUGACAGACAAACCCCAGGGGCCAAGGACCCUCAACUCGGGAUAGGCAGGGGUGUGGCUGUGGGAGGCAGCCUUGAGCAACAAGGGCCCGCCCUGUCCCCUCCUUCCUGGAAGUCACUGACCUCUGGGCCUCAGUUUCCAGAAACAUCACCUGGAGCUGGAAGGGGUGGGGCUGGACUCUGCAGUGGGGCCCUGCCAUUCUUCCUGGGGGCUCUUCUAAAGGGGUGUUUUCACUCACUGUCUCAAAUUCCUUUUUUCCAUUCUUUUUUUAAAUGUUACUUUGUUAGAAUCAUACCGGUUCUCCCCAGUGCAUUAUUCAUGCUUCUGUGAGCCAGCCAGCUCCAGUUACACUGACCGCAGCCCUGGGCACCAGCCCUGCCCACUCCCUACCCCACUGGCCCAGGACCUGGAGGGUUCAAGGUUCCCCUCCAAGGCCACUCAGCAGGCUUUCAGCAUCCAGGCUGGGGUUCAGAGGCCCCAGGGUCCACUUCCAGCCCAGGUCAGACAUGCUGGGUGGCUUAGGGCAGGUGACUGCCCCUGAGUCCCAGCAUCCUUCUCUGUGAUAAGGUGAUGAUAAAAGCUCUAACUUGAGUGUAUUUGAGCCAGUUUAUGCACACCAACGGCUUCGCACAUUAGGAGGGCUUCAUAAAUGUCAGCUGUAGUUGCUGUCGUGAUGACCAUAAGGCCAGAUGCCUCCCCACCACCUCCCAGUCCAAAAGGCCUCAGCCACUCCCUGCUCCUGGUAAACAACACCGCCACACUUUCCACCACCACUUGAAGGUGAAACCCAAGUCCAUGCUGGGAGGAGAUGAAUUAUGGAUUCGCCCCUAGAAACCCUGGCCCCAGCAAGCUGGCUGGGCCUCCCUGUGGCAGCCCCAGCCAGUCCUGGCUGCUCUGUGCUGGAGGAGGCCAGUCCCAGCUGCUCUGUGCUGGAGGAGGCCAGUCCCAGCUGCUCUGUGCUGGAGGAGGCCAGUCCCAGCUACUCCCUGCUGGAAGAGGCCUCCUGUCCAGCCCUGGGCAGGAGACUGAGAGGACCCUGCAUCUCCAAGCCCCUGAGCCUGAGAGGCCAGCCCUAGGCCCACAGGGAGCAGGCAGCCACCAUGGCAAAGGAGGAAGAUGAUGAGAAGAAGGCCAAGAAAGGGAAGAAGGGAAAGAAGGCUCCUGAACCCGAGAAACCAAAACGGAGCUUGAAGGGGACGUCACGACUGUUCAUGGGCUUCCGCGACCGCACGCCCAAGAUCUCCAAGAAGGGCCAGUUCCGGAGCGCGUCGGCCUUCUUCUGGGGCCUCCACACCGGCCCGAAGAAGACCAAACGCAAGAAGAAGGCGCGGACCGUGCUCAAGUCGACGUCGAAGCUCAUGACGCAGAUGCGGAUGGGCAAGAAGAAACGAGCUAUGAAGGGCAAGAAGCCAUCCUUCAUGGUGAUCCGCUUCCCUGGCCGCCGUGGCUACGGCCGGCUGCGGCCACGCGCCCGGUCCCUCAGCAAGGCCUCCACGGCCAUCAACUGGCUCACCAAGAAGUUCCUCAUCAAGAAGGCCGAGGAGUUGGGCAGCGAGCAGGCCACGCUGGACGCCUGGCUCAACCGCUCGGGCUCCCACGGUUCGUACAAGCUGCACUUUCCAUCAGGAGCCGAGAUCCUGCGCCACGGGGGUCGCCUGCGCCGCUUCCCGCGCAGCCGCAGCAUCUACGAGUCUGGCGAACCUGUGGGCUUCUUGCCCUUCGAGGACGAGGCCCCGUUCAGGCCAUCAGGCUCACGUAGGUCGCUGUACGGGCUCGAGGGUUUCCAGGACCUGGGCGAGUACUACGACUACUACCGGGAGGGUGACGACUACUACGACCAACAGUCGCUCUACCAGUACGAGGAGCAGGAGCCCUACCUGGCCGGCUACGGCCCCUACAACCCAGCCUGGCCCCCCUAUGGUGGCGACCCCUACUAUGGGUACCCGCCAGAGGACCCCUAUGACCACUACCCUGCCGACUAUUACGGGGACUCCUACCCACCGUACCCCUAUGGCUACAGCUAUGGCUACGACGACUAUGAGCCCCCCUAUGCACCCCCAUCAGGGUAUGCGUCUCCCUACAGCUACUAUGAUGGGUACGAGGGUGAGGCUUACCCGUACAGCCACCACCUGGACCCCUAUACACCUUACUACAUGCCCUACCCACCCUAUAACCUUCCUUACGAGAUACCCUACUUUGAUCACUAUGGGGUCCCCUACAGCAUUCCCUAUGCUGAAAGCAUCUAUGGUGGCGGGGCUGAGGCCAUCUACCCACCCGAGACACCCUACCUUUACCCAGAGGAGUCGGCCUUCAUGUACCCGUGGGUUCCACCACCCAUACUAUCACCCCACAACCCAUACGCCCACCCAAUGGACGACAUCGCAGAGCUGGAAGAGCCCGAGGAGGCAGGUGGAGAGCGGCAGGGCACUUCCUUCCGCCUGCCCAGUGCAGCCUUCUUUGAGCAGCAAGGCAUGGACAAGCCCGCCAGGUCCAAGCUGUCCCUCAUCCGCAAGUUCCGCCUCUUCCCGCGGCCCCAGGUGAAGCUGUUUGGGAAGGAGAAGCUGGAGGUGCCCCUCCCGCCUUCCCUGGACAUCCCACUGUCCUUGGGGGAGGCGGACGAAGAGGAGGACGAGGAGGAGAUGACCCCGGUGUCCUACCGCCAUCCCUUUUGGGGCUUCCUCACGCCGCGCCAGCGCAACCUGCAGCGUGCCCUGUCGGCUUUCGGGGCUCGCCACGAGUUUGGCCGUCUCCCAGCCCGGCCGGCCACCUCCCUGGCCCGCUUUCUCAAGAAGACACUGUCGGAGAAGAAGCCUAUCCCGAGGCUCUGGGGCAGCCAGAAAGCGGGUGCGAGGGCGCCGGCCGUCCGAGAGGCGGCCUACAAGCGCUUCGGCUACAAGCUGGCGGGCAUGGACCCGGAGCACCCGACCACGCCUAUCUCGCUGCGGCGCGUGCAGCCGCGCGCAGGCAACAACUCGCGCCCUCCUCCCGCGCCUGCGCCCGCGCCCUGGGGCGCGCCCGUGUCACCGCCCGCGCCACGCCGCGCGCCCGCGCCCCUGGGCCCUUCGAGGCCUGACUCGCCCGGUGGCUCUGUGCGAAGACAUCCGCCGCCUUGGGCUGCCCCAGCGCACGUGCCACUUGCGCCGCAGGCGAGCUGGUGGAGCUUCGUGGAGCCCCCGCCCGUGCGCCCCGAGGGCGCUGCGGACAAGCUGGCCUUCCCCGGGCCCCGGCCCUCUCUCACGGUGUCCCGCAGGAGAGGCCAGGCCUCCGCGUUCACAGGCCGCUCACCGCAGAUCUCGCGCCGGCUGUGCUGGCACUCGCUGCCCUCGCCGCAGCCCUCACUAAGAAGCCUGCCGGGCCCCGGCUACGGCUCGCCCAGGGGGCCCCUUUCCCCACAGCCCUCUCUCCGCUUGGGCCCCUUCCAGCCGCCUUUCUCGCCACUGCCCUGCCGGCCCCGCUCGCUUCGGGAGCCGCUAACCCCGCGCAGCAGCUCCAGGCGCCUGGGUUCGCCCCGGCCGCCCCCGCGAUCUGUCGGCCAGAGGCUGCCUGCGUCCCCCCCUCUGCUGGGUCCCAGCCUCGGGCGCCGCUCCCUAAACCUGCCUUCGCGCCUCCCGCACACUUGGAAACGGCUCAGUGAACCACCUACUAGGGCCGUGAAACCCCGGGUGUGUCCACCCUUCUUCCACCGACUGCCGGGCUCGGGGUCCCGGCCGGUGAGUCGGGCUGCCCCUGAGCCCCGGGAGUCGGAAGAAGACUCAGAGACGCUUUGGACCGUGCCACCACUGGCCCCCAGCUGGGACGUGGACAUGCUUCCCACGCAACGUCCACCCUCCCCCUGGCCAGGAGGCGUGAGUAGCCGCAGGGGCUUAUCCAGGCAGCCCCUUGUGCCAGAAAACCCCUUCCUGGAGCAUUUGGGGCCUGUGCCGUUCCCCACACCCAAGCCCAAGGACUCAACUUCUGACGCAGUCAAUGUCUUCCUGGGUAGACACUGUGAACCAGGCUCUGAACAGCUACUCAAAUCUGCAGGCCUGAGCCCUGUGAAGCCAGAAGAAUCCGGGCUGGUAGACCCCCAGACACCAUCAGAGCCUGAGCCUCCAAACAUGACACCCCCCAAGGAUCUCAUCCCAGAGAAGGCGCCAAGGCCCAGCUUAUCCCACCCAUUGGCCACGUGUGACCGGAUGAGGGCCAUAUGGCCACCAUGGCGCCAUUGGAUGACAAUGCCCAGAGUCCCUGGCCCCUUGGCACCCACUGGGGCUCCUGAGCCCCUGCCUGAGGGAGGCAAGCAGUGCCAGGCUGGGCCUGGGCAAUGUGCAGUGGUCAUGCCUCAGGUGCAAAAGCUGAGUUCCUUCCAGCAAGUGGGUCGUGCCACCCUGCAGCCCCCAGUCCAGCCAGCCCAGGACCCCCAGCCCAGCCCAGAGCCUCGAGCCUGGAGUCUGCGCCGGGCCCGCCUCUUGCAGCCGGCGGAGGGCCACCGACCCUGGCCACGAGUGCACACCUGCCCCCCAUCCCGCCGCUUGGGCCCUGAAGCUGCCUACCUGCCCCACAGGGGCGCCUGGAAAGAGGUUGGCCCCCAAAGUUGGCAAAAUAAGAUGCACUCCAUCCGCAGCCUGCCGUCCCUGCGGUCCCGUGAACAGCGAGGGGAAGACGGUGUGGAGGACAUGACGCAGCUGGAAGACCUCCAGGAGGCUACUGUGCUGUCCAAUAUCAAGACCAGAUUUGAACGGAACCUCAUCUAUACAUACAUUGGUAGCAUCCUGGUGGCGGUGAACCCGUACCGGAUGUUGGGGAUCUACGGGCCAGAGCAGGUGCAGAAGUACAACGGGCGGGCUCUGGGAGAGAAUCCACCACACCUCUUUGCAAUUGCGAAUCUCGCCUUCGCCAAAAUGCUCGAUGCCAAACAGAACCAGUGCAUAAUCAUCAGUGGAGAAAGCGGCUCUGGCAAAACCGAGGCCACGAAGCUGAUUCUGCGCUACCUGGCCGCCAUGAACCAGAAGCAGGGCAUCACCCAGCAGAUAAAGAUCCUGGAGGCAACACCCCUCUUGGAGUCCUUUGGUAACGCGAAAACCGUAAGGAAUGACAACUCCAGCCGCUUUGGGAAGUUCAUGGAGAUCUUUCUGGAAGGGGGCAUGAUCUCUGGUGCCAUGACUUCCCAGUACCUGCUCGAGAAAUCCAGGAUUGUGUUUCAGGCCAAAAAUGAGCGCAACUACCACAUCUUCUAUGAGCUGCUGGCUGGGCUGCCUGCCCAGCUCCGCCAAACUUUCAGCCUACAGGAGGCCGAGACCUACUACUACCUGAACCAGGGUGGGAACUGUGAGAUCCAGGGGAAGAGUGAUGCAGAUGACUUCCGGCGGCUCUUGGCCGCCAUGGAGGUGCUGUGCUUCAGCGGUGAGGACCAGGACAGCAUCUUCCGCAUCUUGGCCUCCAUCCUGCACCUGGGCAAUGUCUACUUCGAGAAGUACGAGACGGAUGCACAGGAGGUGGCCUCGGUGGUGAGCGCCCGGGAGAUCCAGGCUGUGGCGGAGCUGUUGCAGAUCUCCCCCGAGGGCCUGCAGAAGGCCAUCACAUUCAAAGUGACUGAGACAAUGCGAGAGAAGAUCUUCACACCCCUGACUGUGGAAAGCGCUGUGGACGCCAGGGACGCCAUUGCCAAGGUUUUGUAUGCACUGCUGUUUGGCUGGCUCAUCGCCAGGGUGAAUGCACUGGUGUCCCCAUCACAGGACACGAAGUCCAUCGCCAUCCUAGACAUUUAUGGCUUUGAGGACCUGAGCUUCAACAGCUUUGAGCAGCUGUGUAUCAACUAUGCAAAUGAGAACCUUCAGUACCUUUUCAACAAGAUUGUCUUCCAGGAGGAGCAGGAGGAGUAUGUCCGUGAGCAGAUCAACUGGCAGGAGAUCACCUUUGUCGACAACCAGCCCUGCAUCAACCUCAUCUCGCUGAAGCCCUAUGGCAUCCUGCGCAUCCUUGAUGACCAGUGUUGCUUUCCCCAGGCCACAGACCACACGUUCCUGCAGAAGUGCAACUACCACCAUGGCACCAACCCACUCUACUCCAAACCCAAGAUGCCACUGCCUGAGUUCACCAUCAAGCACUACGCAGGCAAAGUCACUUACCAGGUGCACAAGUUUCUGGAUAAGAACCACGACCAAGUGCGCCAGGACGUGCUAGACCUGUUUAUAAAGAGCCGGACGCGAGUGGUAGCAUACCUCUUUGCCAGCCAUGCCCCACAAGCUGCUCCGCAGCGCCUGGGCAAGAGCAGCUCCGUUACCCGACUCUACAAGGCACACACGGUGGCCGCCAAGUUCCAGCAGUCGCUCCUGGAUCUGGUAGAGAAGAUGGAGAAGUGUAGCCCCUUGUUUGUGCGCUGCCUGAAGCCCAACCACAGGAAGGAGCCAGGCCUCUUUGAGCCAGAGGUUGUAAUGACACAGCUGCGCUACUCAGGGGUGCUGGAGACUGUGCGCAUCAGAAAGGAGGGCUUCCCUGUGCGGCUGUCUUUCCAGAUAUUCAUUGACAGGUACCGCUGUCUAGUGGCCCUCAGGCACAACGUGCCAGCCACUGGGGACAUGUGUGUGUCGGUGCUGAGCCGCCUGUGCAGUGUUACACCAAACAUGUACCGAGUUGGAGUCAGCAAGCUGUUCCUUAAGGAACAUCUGUACCAGCUGCUGGAGAGCAUGCGGGAGCGGGUCCUGCACCUGGCAGCUGUCACAUUGCAGCGCUGCCUCCGUGGCUUCCUCAUCCAGCGGCGAUUCCGCUCACUGCGCCACAAGAUCAUCCUGCUGCAGAGCCGGGCCCGAGGCUACCUGGCCAGGCAGCGGUAUCAGCGGAUGCGGAGGGGCCUGUUGAAGUUCCGGUCCCUGGUGCACUUGUACAUAAGCCGCCGGCGCUACCUCAAGCUAAAGGCAGAGCAGAGGCACCAGGUGGAGGAGGCACGGCUGCGGGAGCAGGAGGAGCUGAGCAAGCGGGAGCUGGUGGCUGUGGGACACCUGGAGGUACCUGCUGAGCUGGCUGGGCUCCUGCAAGCGGCAGCAGGCCUCAGGCUAGCCCAGGCGCCCCAGGUGGCCCCCAUGCGGACUCCCCGGCUCCAGGCUGAGCCCCGUGUCACGUUGCCCCUGGAUAUCAACAACUACCCAAUGGCCAAGUUUGUUCGGUGUCACUUCAAGGAACCUGCCUUUGGGAUGCUGACAGUGCCCCCGAGGACCCCCCUCACGUGCCUGCCAGCAGAGCACCACAGGGAAGCUGUGUGCAUCUUCAAGCUGGUGCUGCGUUUCAUGGGGGACACCCACCUGCAUGGAGUCCAGGAGCAGGUCUUUGGGAACUACAUUGUGCAGAAAGGGCUGGCGGUGCCUGAGCUGCGCGAUGAGAUCCUGGCACAGCUGGCCAAUCAGGUGUGGCGCAACCCGAAUGCCCACAAUGCCGAGCGGGGCUGGCUGCUGCUGGCCACCUGCCUCAGCAGCUUCACACCCUCCUCACGCCUCAACAAGUACCUCCUCAAGUUUGUGUCUGAUUAUGGUCAGAAUGGCUUCCAGGCUGUGUGUCAGCAGCGCCUCGUGCAGGCCAUGGGCCGGGCCCAGCAGCAGGGCUCCAGGGUCGCCCGCACCUUCCCCCCAACCCAACUUGAGUGGAAAGUCACCCAGGAGAAGGCCAGCAUGGCACUGGAUGUGGGCUGCUUCAAUGGGGACCAGUUUUCCUGCCCAGUGCACUCAUGGAGUACAGGGGAAGAGCUGGCUGGAGACAUCCUAAGGCACAGGGGAUUGGCAGAUGGCUGGCGGGGCUGGACAGUCGCCAUGAAGAACGGGGUCCAGUGGGCGGAGCUGGCUGGCCACGACUACGUGCUGGACCUGGUGUCAGACCUAGAGCUACUCAGGGACUUUCCGCGGCAAAAGUCCUACUUCAUUGUGGGCGCGAAAGGGCCCGUGGCUGGCAAGGGAGGCCCCAGCGUGGUGUUUGGGAGCAGCUGGGACUCAGAUGAGGAUAUGCCCGUGAGGCCUCCGCCCCAGGGACAUGUGCCCCAAGUACCUGACUCCUAUAGGCACUGCAGCCACAAUGAGGGUAGUACAAAUGGGGAGACUGAGGCCCAGGGAGAGAACAGCAACUCACCCAUGUCAACCAGUACAGACUGGGACAACCUUGGCGAGCCUGCUGUGCCCCACAGGGGGCUGGACUGCUACCUGGACAGCCUCUUUGACCCGGUGCUAUCCUACGGGGAUGCGGACCUGGAGAAGCCAACAGCCAUUGCCUACCGCAUGAAGGGGGGAGGCCAGCCUGGUGGAGGUGGCAGCAGCAGCUCUGAAGACACCCCUGGGAGACCCCCAGAGCCAAAGCCAAUCCCAGGCCUGGACGCCUCCACGCUGGCCCUGCAGCAAGCCUUCAUCCGCAAACAGGCCGUGCUGCUGGCUCGAGAGAUGACUCUGCAGGCCAUGGCACUCCAGCAGCAGCCCUUGGGCCCCGCCCCGAGACCCCUGCCCCCUGAGAAGCCCUUAGUGCCAGAGGCAUGGCCAAAGUCUGUGGGUACUGGGCCCCCCGCCAAGUCCGUGCUCCUGCGCUCUGCCCCAAGGCCUGUGACCCCAGCCCCCACAACCAAGGCUCCCAGGCCCCCCACCAAGCCCGCAGCUGUCCCUGUUCUAGCUCAGGACCGGGCUUCUCCAGAAACCAGUGAGUCCUCCCUAGAGCUGGUCCGGCAUUCGAAGCUGAACUCUGAGCACUUCCCCCAGCCCACACAGCAGAUCAAGAACAUCGUGCGUCAGUACCAGGCACCCCGGGGAGGCCGGCCCGAGGCCCUAAGGAAGGAUGGUGGGAAAGUGUUCAUGAAGUGGCCAGACCCCCACGAGGAGGCCCUGAUGCUCCUGAAGGAACAGAUGACUCACCCAGCAGCAGCACCUGGCACCCAGGUGCCCAGAGAGGCCGUGGCCUUGGUGAAGCCGGUGACCAGUGUGCAGAGGCCAUCUAUGGAACCCACCCCAGAGCUGCCCUCCCGGUCGCUGGAGCCCCUAGAGGAGCCCGUGCAGACGCGACUGCACCGCCUCAUCAACCCCACCUUCUACGGCUACCGGGAUGCCCCCUGGAGGAUCUUCCUGCGCAAAGAGGUGUUUUACCCCAAGGACAACUACAAUCACCCUGUGCAGCUAGACCUCCUGUUCCGGCAGAUCCUGCAUGACACACUCUCCGAGGCCUGCCUGCGCAUCUCCCAGGACGAGCGGCUCAGAAUGAAGGCCCUGCUUGCCCAGAACCAGCUGGACACACAGAGGCCCCUGGUGACGGAGAGCAUGAAGCGGGCCGUGGUCAACACUGCACGAGACAGCUGGGAGGUCUACUUCUCUCGCCUCUUCCCCGCCACGGGCAGCGUGGGCACUGGUGUGCAGGUCCUAGCUGUGUCUCACGUGGGCAUCAAACUUCUGCGGAUGGUCAAGGGCAGCCGGGAGGCCAGCGGGCAGCUUCGGGUUCUUCGCACAUACAGCUUUGCAGACAUCUUGUUUGUGACCAUCCCCUCCCAGAACAUGCUGGAGUUCAACUUGGCCAGCGAGAAAGUCAUCCUCUUCUCAGCCCGUGCUCACCAGGUCAAGACCCUGGUAGACGACUUCAUCUUGGAGCUGAAGAAGGACUCGGACUAUGUGGUGGCUGUGAGAAACUUCCUGCCUGAGGACCCGGCACUGCUGGCCUUCCACAAGGGCGACAUCAUCCACCUACAGCCCCUGGAGCCGCCCCGAGUGGGCUACAGCGCUGGCUGUGUGGUCCGCAAGAAGGUCGUGUACCUGGAGGAGCUGCGACAUGGAGGGCCUGACUUCGGCUGGAGGUUUGGGACCAUCCACGGACGUGUGGGCCGCUUCCCCUCAGAGCUGGUGCAGCCCGUGGCCGCCCCUGACUUCCUGCAGCUGCCAGCCGAGCCGGGCAGGGGCCGAGCUGCUGCUGUGGCUGCUGCUGUGGCCUCUACCGCAGCUGCUCAGGAGGUGGGCCGCUGGAGAGAGGGUUCCACAUCCAGGGUGGGCACACCUGACUGCCGGAAGGAUGCCCUGGCUCCUCCACAGCUUCCUAUGCUCGAGUUUGCACAGAAAUAUUUCCGAGACCCGCAGAAGAGACCCCAGGAUGGUCUCAAGCUGAAAUCCAAGGAGUGUUGGGUGUCCAGAAACUUGGAGGAUAUGCUUUGCUUCACUAAGAUCCCACUCCAGGAAUCCCUCAUCGAAUUCAGCGACAGCAGCCUCAACAAGAUGGCCACUGACAUGUUCCUAGCUGUAAUGAGGUUCAUGGGAGACGUCCCGCUGAAGGGCCAGAGCGAACUGGAUGUGCUGUGCACCCUCCUGAAGCUGUGUGGGGACCAUGAGGUCAUGCGGGAUGAGUGUUAUUGCCAAGUUGUGAAGCAGAUCACGGACAACACCAGCACCAAGCAGGACAGCUGCCAGCGAGGCUGGCGGCUGCUGUCCAUCGUGGCCGCCUACCACAGCUGCUCCGAGGUCUUCCAGCCAUAUCUCCUCCGCUUCCUCCAAGACAUGAGCCAGGCCUCGGGCCUGCCCUUCCAGGGUAUUGCCAAGGCCUGUGAGCAGAACCUGCAGAAAACUUUGCGGUUCGGCGGCCGUCUGGAGCUCCCCAGCAGCAUGGAGCUUCGGGCCAUGUUGGCUGGCCGAAGUUCCAAGAGACAGCUCUUUCUUCUCCCUGGAGGCCUUGAACGCCAUCUCAAAAUCAAGACAUGCACAGUGGCCCUGGAUGUGGUGGAGGAGAUUUGUGCUGAGAUGGCUCUGACGUGCACCGAGGCCUUCGAUGAGUAUGUCAUCUUCGUUGUCACCAACCGAGGCCAGCACGUGUGCCCACUCAGCCGCCGUGCCUACAUCCUGGAUGUGGCCUCAGAGAUGGAGCAGGUGGAUGGCGGCUACAUGCUCUGGUUCCGGCGUGUGCUCUGGGAUCAGCCGCUCAAGUUUGAAAAUGAGCUGUAUGUGACAAUGCACUAUAACCAGGUCCUGCCUGACUACCUGAAGGGCCUCUUCAGCAUGCUGCCCAGCCGGCCCAGCGAGCAACAGCUGCAGCAAGUGUCCAAGCUGGCCUUACUGCAGCACUGUACCAAGGACCACUUCUACCUGCCCAAUGUGUGGGAGGUCCGGGAGUACAUUCCAGCCCAGCUCUACCACACAACAGCCGGCUCCACCUGGCUCAGCCUGAUCAGCCAGCACUGGCAGCAGACACAGGCACUUAGUCCCCACCAGGCCCGCGCCCAGUUUCUGGGCCUCCUCAGCGCCUUGCCCAUGUUUGGCUCUUCCUUCUUCUUCGUCCAGAGCUGCAGCAACAUGGCUGUGCCAGCUCCUUGCAUCCUUGCUGUCAACCAUAACGGCCUCAACUUCCUCAGCACCGAGACCCAUGAGCUAAUGGUGAAGUUCCCCCUGAAGGAGAUCCAGUCAACCCGGACCCAGCGGCCCACGGCCAACUCCAGCUACCCCUACGUGGAGAUCACACUGGGGGACAUGGCGGCCCAGCAUACCCUGCAGCUGCAACUGGAGCAGGGUCUAGAGUUAUGUCGAGUGGUGGCUGCCCACGUGGAGAACCUUCUCAGUGCCCGAGAGAAGCGGCUCACACUGCCCCCCAGUGAGAUCACCCUGCUCUGACUGACUCUGGCCUCCAGCUGCCCUCUGUCAGAAGACCUGGGGUCUGUAAGGGGCCAAGACUUGGGGGAGGCCAAGAGGAGGCAGGAGGAGCUACCCAAGUCCCCAAGACCCGUUGAGGACCAAUCUAGAGUUGAGGUGGAGUCACAGCAUGCAGCGAACAGGAGGA